Messenger RNA from Helobdella robusta, 768 nucleotides. RefSeq lists its product as hypothetical. The transcript is spliced from 4 exons. The record is from RefSeq and is a predicted model, not a curated record. Bases 1 to 768 code for a protein of 255 amino acids. Lineage: Eukaryota; Metazoa; Annelida; Clitellata; Rhynchobdellida; Glossiphoniidae.
AUGUCGCGAGCGGUUUGCAUUAACGAGUUAUUGUGUUAUUUAUUUAAUAAUUCUGACAAAAUUGACGAUGCGGAAUUCAUUUACGAAAUAAUGGAUUUCUACAAUUGUGAAGAUAUUAGAAUAGCAAAAAAAAUACUUACCAGCGAUCUAGAUGCGUUAAAUCUAGAAAAAGAUGAUAAAAUAAAGCCAAACAGUUCUGGAAACUCUAAAAAGGACAAGCUCAAAAAAGCUAAAUUUGAGUCAAUUCUUGACGAAAAGUUAAAAAAAUUAGAAGAACUAUUUAUUGAAGAAAGAAACAUCUUCCGAGAAAUAGUAAAUGAUGCGGCUAUUAACAAUAGCCCAAAAGUAGAAAGAAAGCAGCAAUCCGAUUGCAAGACCGAAUCGAGCAAGCAAUCUGACUGGUCAGAGAUUGUAAAACGUAAAAUUAAAAAGAGCUCAAAUGUUCAACACGUGGCGAAUGUUCAACACGUGGCGAAUGUUCAACACGUGGCGAACAUCAACAUGUUGAAAACAAAGAAAAAAACACACAACACUAACAUAGCAAAUAUGAAAACAGAUUGUGAUAGUGGCACGGCCAGAUGUUACCAGUUCAACUGCAGUCUCGGCGAGUUGAGGCCCGGUCAGAGUUUCGUGAUCAGAAUCAGGUCGAGGUUGUGGAACAGUACCUUUGUGGAGUGUGGCUUCUUCAAGCGGACAAAGCGAACGCAGAUAGCUACGCACAAGGCUCAAAUGCAGAAAAGACCCCUCUCCGAGAUGGAGGAACAAUAA